This is a messenger RNA of Mugil cephalus (flathead mullet), 2255 nucleotides long. Its product is annotated as cell wall integrity and stress response component 4-like. NCBI's taxonomy places the organism in Eukaryota, Metazoa, Chordata, Actinopteri, Mugiliformes, Mugilidae. The record is from RefSeq and is a predicted model, not a curated record. The transcript has 4 exons. Bases 110 to 868 code for a protein of 252 amino acids.
CACUCCUCCACAGGCAUUCAACACAUCCUGCUAUCAAGGAUGUAGGCUGCGUGAGUGUUUGAGUGUUUGAAUGUUGCUGAUAUGACCGCCUGGCGCUUCCUCUCUCAACAUGCCUGUGGCGAUGCGCCUCGCUGUGCUGGUGUCUCUGUUCACGGUGGCAGUCUACGGCGACGACACCACUUCCCUUGGAGUUGAACAGACAACCACAAGUACUGAAGACCUCACCAGCUCGGGGAGUUCAUUCUCAACCACAACCAUCACAUCGCUGAGUCCCGCUACAACAGGCCAGAUCACCUCUGUAGUGACUUCAUUUUCACAACUCCCCAGCUCACCCGCUUCAUCCACAACCACAACCAACACUUCACAGGAUCCCACUACAACACACCAGAUCACCUCUGUAGUCACUUCGUCUUCACACCUCACCAAUUCACCCACUUCAUCAACAACCAACACGUCUCAGAACCACACAACAACGCAGCAGGCGACCUCAGCUGUCACUCCAACUUCACCGCAAACACCCAACAGGACAGAGGAAACUUAUUCGAGCACUACCUCUCAAACUACAACCACCAACCAGACGACAAACGCGACGGUUUCCCAGGAAUCAGCUCUCCCGACGAUAUCAGAACCAGCAAAAUCCACCACAACCGACGAUGCAGCUCUUUCACCGAACUGGGAAGAAGAUGACUUGAAAGACAACCCCGGCCUCGUGGCCAUCAUUUGCAUCUUCUGUAUCAUCGUCGCUCUCGUGCUCGUGGUAAUCACAGUGAAAUGUAUCCGAUCACCGAGGGCCAACUUCGAGAGGCUUGAAGAUGUGCCUAUGGGAAAAGUGAACGAGGAGUCUCCUUUCGCCCUGUAUUCAAAAUGACAGAAGAUGCUUCAUCGGACAACAAACAACAGGGGGAGUCCAGUCAGCUGUACAACCUGGAUGUUUCUGCACAACAAACAAACAAAAAAAACAAAAAACACUCUCCACCUGCAAUGAUCCCAACUUUAAGUACACUCGCAGAGCAGGUUUUAUGUGUGUUUCAGGCUUUCACCUCUUUACGUUGCACUUUUGUCAAUGCCAGUGGAGUAUUUCCGCCUCAGGUUUGACCUUUGACUUAUUUAUUAGACUGCUCGUAAUCCAUUUGAUUUAGAUGCCUGAUCAGUUAGCUCCUGCACGCAUUCUUCCUCCUCUAAGCAAGCACUUAUGGUUCAUAUCAUAUCUGUCACAUUAAGUUUCCCUCUUAAGUUUGAAUAUGCAUGCAGAUUGGUGUCAUCAACAGUACACAUAUAGAUGUGUGAAUCUCAGUGUUUACAUAAAAAACAAUUUGGGACAAAUACUGUAGAAACAGCAAAUUGAAAGGACUUGUGCUCAUAUGAGUUAUAGUUUACAUGUUUUAAACAUUAUGUCUUUUCUGACUUUAGGCCUCCUACACGGGCACAACAUUGUUCAGAAGUAAACUGGUUGAUUUAAUCCAGUUUCAGGAAGAACACCAAAAAAACACAAUUUAAUAAAAGUAUUAUGGCCAUGAAACACUGAGGGCUUUUAAAGCCUGAUUUUAAACAAUAGUCACGUGUCCAUGUGUGCACUAAAGUAUAUUUAGCGUCCUGUAAUCAUUCCUCCUGUUCAUACUGGCAAUGGCCACAUCUAUUUUCAGUUUGUCGAGGCGACAAAGUCCACAGGUUAUUUAGGACUAAUGUGCAGUCACGGCCGUUCCAAAUUAUUCAAAUCUAGUUGAUGUUUAUUUGUAAUGUAGUACACAUCCUGCAGCUCAACAGCUCUCUCUAUAAGCCCGUGACCUGACCAAGGGAGAAUAACCUAAAAAGAGGAGGAGGAAGACCUAAAGCUAGAAUUAAUUCCAAUAAAUGCAGGAACAAUUCUAGUUUAUCUCUCUGAACUUUCAAAUUCAAACAGUUUUGCAGAUCAUUAAAUAUAACUCUUGUUAAUUAGUUCAUUCCUGCAUUUACUCAAUAAUAAACUUGAACCAGGUUGCUUUUCCAUUUGUGUUCCUCCACACUGUAAUAACAGCUCGAUGCAAAAUAGAUUCACGGCACCGUGUGUAUUCAUUUACAUACCUCAAACAACUCUGUGGAACAGAGACACACACACAACCCCUGUCCCACAAGAAUGAAAACUUCCCGGGUUAAUCAUUUCAGUCACGUUUCUCUCAGUUAAUCGAUGCUUUUCUUUAAAUCAUUUUCUGUAUGCUAUACGCUUAUCGUUAAAAGUACAUAGUUGUGAUAUAAUAAAAUGAUUGUUCAUGCUUGAA